Clonostachys rhizophaga is the source of this 1044-nucleotide messenger RNA. The record is from the annotation of a GenBank genome assembly. NCBI's taxonomy places the organism in Eukaryota, Fungi, Ascomycota, Sordariomycetes, Hypocreales, Bionectriaceae.
AUGUCCUUCUUCACUCCCAUUCGAGCCUCAAACAAGCUCAUUGCUGAGGCCAGCGUCCCCAACACCGCCGUUUUUAUGGGCGGCACUGACGGUAUUGGAAAAGCUACCCUGAGGAGUCUCAUCUCUCAAGGUUUUCCGAUCAAAGUCUAUAUCGUAGGUAGAGAUGAGGCAGGUCACCGGGCUAUGUUGGAUGAUCUUAGGGCUUUGAACCCCAAAGCAAACUUGAUUUAUGUCGAAGGCCAAAUAUCCAUGGUCGCAGACUCUCAGCGUAUGGCCGAUAGUAUCUCCGUCCAAGAAGAGAAAAUCAACCUCCUCUUUCUCUCAGCAGGCUAUUUGCCUUUCAAUGGGCGCCAAGGCGAGUACUCAGGCCACACCUGCGAGACUUCUGAGGGCCUAGAGGCAUCUCAAGUCGUGUCCUACUACAGCCAUAUUGUAUUCAUCACGUCUCUCCUUCCUCAGCUUAGAGCCGCCGCCAAGUCUUCGGAAUCUUCGCGUGUUAUCAAUGUCCUUGCCGCCGGGCAGGAGUCGACAAACCUCUUCCUCGACGAUCUAACUCUCAAACAUCCCGGCCGCUUUGGUAUUCCUACUUACGCGUCUCACGCCGCUACUUCAAUAACACUGACUCUGAAGCGUAUCUCCGAGGUACCAGAGAACAAAGACAUAGUCUUCAUCCACUCUCAUCCUGGCAAGGUUAGCACUAAUCUAUUCCUGAAGAGUUGGGCUGGCAACUUCGACCCCAGCAAGGCUACCGCCGCUCCACCUGCUGGGACGUUUGUGGAGUUGACGCCAGAGGAGUCUGGUGAGAGAUGCCUCUAUUUAAUUACAAGCGCGGAGUUCGGGGGCAAUGGUGUCCCUGUGCAGAAUGGGCGACAGCCAGCCCCGACUUUGGCCCAUGGAUCCAGUGGGUCGCUGUUCUCUAUCAACGACAAGUUUGAGGUUCUCCAACAGGAUGGGUUACUUGAUGAUUUGGAGAAAAUGGGGGCCCCCCAAAAGAUCUGGGAUCAUACUUUUGACGCCAUUGGCUCUAUCGUCAGAGUGGACUAG